Messenger RNA from Leguminivora glycinivorella, 2460 nucleotides. RefSeq names its product serine palmitoyltransferase 3-like. Gene Ontology annotation, molecular function: serine C-palmitoyltransferase activity; pyridoxal phosphate binding. NCBI's taxonomy places the organism in Eukaryota, Metazoa, Arthropoda, Insecta, Lepidoptera, Tortricidae. Bases 243 to 1868 code for a protein of 541 amino acids. Gene Ontology annotation, cellular component: serine palmitoyltransferase complex. Gene Ontology annotation, biological process: sphingosine biosynthetic process; ceramide biosynthetic process. The record is from RefSeq and is a predicted model, not a curated record. The transcript is spliced from 10 exons.
AACGGUGCGGACGUGUGGUUCGAGCAAUAAGCUCAACUAACAGGAAGAAAAGUGUUAGUAAGAAGAUUCGUCAAAAAAAGUACAUACAGGGUUCUUUCAUAUUAUACAAUGGCCGCCAGGAGGUUCUUACAUCCGAUACUACAAGAGCAAAAGGUCCAGAACAAGCUCGAAUCAAGAAGAGAAGACUAUCAGUUUCCCCAUCACAGUCUGGAAUCCCGAGAAAGAAGGCGCGUCUUCCAGAGAUGACUUGGUCGGUCGAGGAUGUUGGCCUGGAUUCGACACCAGCGUUUGAACAAGCUUCUGUGCCCGAUCAGAUUGCAGCAGUGCCAAAUGAAGAAGUUAAAUUUGAGGAGGAGCAUCAGCAAUCUCCGGUCAUACCUCCCCUGGACUGGUCUUCAGUGGACACGGAGCCUUUCGAGCGCUGCUCGUUAUUCACGCUGGUGCUGGCCCACUUCGGCUUCUACCUGUUCCUGCUGCUCAGCCACCUCAAUAGACUGCUGUUUCCGCACAAGGUCACCAAAGAGAAGAACAGGGAGGGCUACGCGCCUCUCUACAGCUCUUUCGACGAAUUCUUCUCGCACUACGUGUACCGCCGCGGGCGCAUCUGCUACAACCGCCCCGUUUGCUCUGCGCCCCACUCCGACAUCACGCUCAUGGAGCGCACUAGCGAUGACUACAACUGGACCUUCAGAUUUACAGGUCGCAAACAAAAAUGUGUGAACUUGGCAUCAUACAACUACUUGGGCUACCGCGGCGGAAAGACAGAGGUGGAAGCCGCCACGCGGCAAUACGGACUGACCCUGGGGUCGUCUCGUGCCGAGCUGGGGUCAUGCCCGCUGCAUGCUCAGCUUGAGGACGAGCUAGCCGACUUCCUUGGUGUCGAGUCAGCAAUGGUGAUAGGCAAUGGGUUCUCGGCCAACUCGCUGACAUUACCGGCGCUUCUGGACCCCGGUGCACUAGUACUGAGCGACGCCAAGAAUCAUGCUAGCCUGCGAUUAGGCCUGCGGCUGGCACGCGUGGCUGUGAGGGUGUUCAGACAUAAUGAUAUGAGGCAUUUGGAGCAGCUGGCUAGACAGGCAAGAGCUGAAGGCCGAUGGGAGAAGAUUGUGGUCAUCAUGGAAGGCGUAUACAGCAUGGAGGGUUCCGUGGGGUCCCUCCCAGCAGCCAUCGCGCUGAAGAAGCAGCUUGGCCUUCACAUCUACAUCGACGAGGCGCACAGCAUCGGGCUGGGGUCGCGAGGCCGCGGGGUCACCGACAUGUUCAACGUCAACCCGAGAGACGUUGAUGUGCUCAUGGGCACUUUUACUAAGAGUUUUGUUGGCAUGGGAGGGUAUAUUGCAGGGUCGACAGCGCUGGUGAACCGCGUGCGCGCUCAAGGACACGCGCAUGCGUACGCGCAGAGCAUGCCGCCGCCCGUCGCCGCGCAGGUGCUGAGCGCGCUGCGCGACCUGCGCGCGCCGCCCGGCCAGGCGCGGGCGGCGGCGCUGAGGGACAACACGCACUACUUCCGCAAACGUCUCCGAGCGAUGGGCGUGGUGAUAUACGGGCACCCGCAGUCCCCUGUGGUGCCUAUGAUGGUGUACUCUCUGUCGAAGAUGGUGGCGUGCGUGAAACAACUGACGGCGGCCGGAGUGGCGUCGGUUGGUGUCUGCUUCCCUGCCACGCCUCUGUACCAGGCACGGAUGAGGUUCUGCAUAUCCGCAGCGCACACUCGCGAGCAGCUCGACAAGGCGCUAGCGGCCAUAGAGGCGGUCUCAGACGAGCUCGGCUUACGCUACUCGCGUGUCAAGACCACUACCACUUGCUGUGUCUACAAGUGUCUGUGUACGUGUAUGGAGAGUGCUCAGAAAAUCAUUAAUUUAUUUUAAUAUAACCGCUUAGGAUUCAUCGAGCGUGGUCGUGUUAACAAGACACAUUUUAUAAGACUGGCGAAUGAACUAGAUAUUCAAUGUCUUGUACUAUUGUUCGGUAUUCAAGCACUGACUUCUCGGAUGUAUCGGGCUGUCUCUUUGAUCCUACGCGUGUCUGAAGACCUUGCACUUGCUGUAUCUACAAGUGUUUGUGUAGGAGAAAUUUUAAUCUUGGAAUUUUUCACCGAGCGUGCUCUCUGUCUUGUUUAUAAGACUUUGGUUAACUGAACUAUAUAUUCAUAUUAUAGCAGACUACAGCGAUUAAAGUGAUAUAGCCUACAGCGUCGAUGUGUCCCUUUGGCACUUACAAAUGUGUGAAUAGGACGCAGUUUCAUUAUUAAAAUAGACAUGCGACAUAAAAAACAUAUAGGACUAAAAUAGUUCGUCUUUAAGACAGAAGAGUUUGAUCGCUACUGUUGUUCAAAAACGGCAAAUAUCGAUAUAUCGAUAAUUAUGGAACAGUUUGUGUGCUUUAAAGAUCUAUUAUGUUUGUUAAUAGAUAAAUGUUUGUUAUUUUGCUUUUAAAAGUAGCAUAGUAAUGAUGACUUUA